Diaporthe batatas is the source of this 1005-nucleotide messenger RNA. RefSeq lists its product as uncharacterized. Lineage: Eukaryota; Fungi; Ascomycota; Sordariomycetes; Diaporthales; Diaporthaceae. The coding region runs from base 1 to 1005 and encodes 334 amino acids. The transcript is spliced from 3 exons. The record is from RefSeq and is a predicted model, not a curated record.
AUGGAUCUCAACCUAGGUCAGCGGGAGGUGAUCUCGGCCAUGCGGGCAGCUCAUCCCGAGAUGGGGCUGAAGAGGCUGACAACAGAGGUCAACAAAGUCCUGCCGUCGAAGAUGGAGGUGGAGAAGUCCAAGCUACGCGACUUUCUCCGAUCCCGCGAUGAGCCCGCCAACGCUCCCGUGGCCGACACCAAGCCUCGUGACGACGAUUUCAUAACUCAUAUGGCGUGCCCGAUUUUCCACCACCUUCGCGAGGCCGAGCGAGAAUACCUGCUCAAUCUGGACAACGCUUCCAUCAUCGCAACCAGCCCUCCCCACAGCGACUCGGGGGGAAGAUGUCACCCUGUUGCUCAUCUCCGCCACCACCUGGUGGUCCUCCUGGUCCUCCUGGGAUUCCGCCCGUGCGCCCUGUUUCUGAGCACCAAAGUUGAGGGAAUCGCCACGAUGAGCGAGAUGGUCCUGCGCUGCCUCGUUCCACUGAUGGAGAAGUUUGAUUUGGAGUCGUACGGAUUCAAGCUGCUGUACGUCGCGACCAACCCCAGGACCCACAAUCAGCGCUUUCGCGGCUUCAGGGGCACCUGGGUCCUAGCCGACACCCGGCACCCAGGCUGGAUCGUCGUGCGCGAGAUGUUCGUCGCGCCGCCCAGGGCGCCCAUCCCCCCCAGGAUGAUGUGCAUCGCCCUCGGGUACCCCACGCACGACCGGCCCGAGGACGGGGACGACGAGUUCUACAACAAGGUGGAGAUCCUGGACGCCACCGAGCACGCGCUCCUGAAGGACUCCUUCAGCCAGGGGGUGUGCAGGGUCUGCGUGCUCAAGAUCUUCUGCGGCCAGGGCAGCGAGACGGACUGGGAGAGGAUCGUCCGGUAUUUUGGCGCGUGUGGGGAGCUGGCGGAGAAGCACGUCGGGACCAAGCUGAGCCUCGACCUGAGCGAGCACGAGCGCAUGCGCGUGUGGUGUUACAUGACUGGAAGGCUGGAGCAGUCGCAGACCGUGAUUGGAGAGUAG